CAGUUUCCAAGUUCUCCAUUCCUACUUACUCCUCUUGUUGCUCUUGGUUUCCUUUUCACAACUUUAGAUCCCAUAUCUCCUGGAACUUCCAGUAGAGCUACAGAGCGGUGAGCAGGUGAACCAAAGCAACGAAGAACUGGUGAAAAAGUAGCAGCAGACUCCAACAAACACCACAAAGACGUGUUCAGCAGCUAUUGUCGUCUGCGAGAUUAAAAUGGACCAAACAUUGCUUCAGAUCCUGGUGAUUCUGGUGUUUUAUCAAAGAAUAACUUCAGGAGCUGUUCAAGACCUGGUCCAAACCAUAAAGGAAGGGGAUCCUGUUGACAUCAGCUGUGAACCUGGUGAGAUGGGAACCAUGAUCAUCUGGUUUCGAGUGCUGGACAACUCUGGGAUGGAAUUCAUUGCAUCUUUUAGUACCAGCGGCAUGUUGAAGAAAUCCACAGACUCUUUCUCUAAUAUGUUUAUGGACUCAAAGAUGAAACAAAAUAUCCUAACACUGAAGUCGUUCAACAAAGCUCGUGACAGCGGCAUUUAUAGCUGCGGUUUGCUUCACAAAGGAACUGAACUGAAAUUCGGAAAAGUAACCCGGCUGGUUGGAGCUGAAGUCCCGGCCGAAGCAACACGGACCACCGCCAAACCAAGUCUGUGCACAUCUACCACAGCAUGUGUUUGUAACAACAACAACAAGCAAGGAACAACAAAUCCUUCCCUGUUUUGUCCUUCAAUCAUACUGGGCCCACUGGCCGGCGGCUGUGGCCUCCUCCUUCUACUCCUCAUCAUCACCACCCUGUACUGCAAUAAAAUAAGGACACGGAGAUGCCCACACCAUCACAAAAGAAAGCCGCGGGCGGCUCCUGAAAAACAAGUGAAGACCAGCAGAUAUGUUUAAUCUAAAUGGUGCACUGACAUUUCUUUAAACUGCCAGUUAUUUCACAGUGUUAAGUUCUUGUUGGAGAAAAAAAUGUUGGUCUUAUUUACACAUCAGUGACAUCGCUGGUGAAUAUUUUCCUGCCAACAAGUUCUCAUUGCUCGUGACAGAACGUAUAAAGAAUUUUUAAAGUGGUUCAGCAGUUCAGUGCAUCAAAUAUUUUCAAAGCUCCUCAUUGUCAACAUCCAGUUUUAACUAUAUUGUGGUUUGACUGUCAGUAACUCUUUUCUUUACAUUCAGAUUAAACUCUUUUAAUCAAGUAACGCAAUAUGAAAUGUGUUAUUUAUCCAAUCCCCAUGAAUGUUGAUAAUAAAAACCACUGACGUCCUGAGAAUAUUAAAAUUUUGCACUCUGAAUUUUCCUAAUCAAAUGUAUAUAAUUCAUUUUGCUUCUGUAUAGAUUUUAUUGUCAUUUACAACUUGUACUUUUGACAAUCAAUUUUAAACUGUUUACUUUUUUCAGCAUAUUUUCUGACCUUAAUUACUGUACUGUCCUUUAGUUUUGUGAUUUAAACAAGAACGUAACUUGUAGAAAGAUUGUAUAACCACAGAAAAUGAUAAUAAAAUUUCCAGCUGGAGGUUACAGAAAUCUCUUAUGUUUAAUUUUAGAUCUUAAUUUUCAUUUCGUUAAGCUUGUUUUGGAGCUUUUCUCCAAAGUAUCAUUCCUCGCAAUUAGAAAUGUGUAGUUUCAAAGAAUAACAAAUUUGUUCAGUAAAUUGUGUUGUACAGUAAUUUAGAAUUAUCCCACUGUCUGAAUCUUUGUAAUUUGAAAUAUUGUAAAC
This is a messenger RNA of Micropterus dolomieu (smallmouth bass), 1709 nucleotides long. It is a transcript of the gene cd8a, whose product is annotated as CD8a molecule. Bases 215 to 889 code for a protein of 224 amino acids. The record is from RefSeq and is a predicted model, not a curated record. The transcript is spliced from 7 exons. NCBI's taxonomy places the organism in Eukaryota, Metazoa, Chordata, Actinopteri, Centrarchiformes, Centrarchidae.